Molecule: messenger RNA, 2834 nt
Organism: Pyrus x bretschneideri (Chinese white pear)
Lineage: Eukaryota; Viridiplantae; Streptophyta; Magnoliopsida; Rosales; Rosaceae
Product: GBF-interacting protein 1
Cellular component (GO): nucleus
Source: RefSeq, a predicted model, not a curated record
CUCCCAAAACACCAAAACAAACACAAGAAACACUCUUUCUCUCUCUCUCCCUCUCUCUCUCUCUCUCUCUCUCUCUCUAUCUCUGUCUGCAAACCAGACCAUGAGCGGCGGUGGGGAGACUAGGGUUUCAAUCACGGACAAUGUAAAGCUCACGAUCCAGAACAUCAGAGAUAUGACCGGGAAGCAGCACGGCGACGAUGAAAUCUACGCCGUGCUCAGGGAGUGCUCUAUGGAUCCCAACGAGACCGCUCAAAAGCUCUUGUAUUUAGAUACCUUUCAUGAGGUCAAAAGCAGAAAAGAUCGGAGAAAGGAGAAUUCAAAAGACAGAGCAUCUGAAGAUUCUAGAAUGCCACCAGGCACACAGAGGCGAGUGUCUAGGGGUGGUGGCCAAGGGAAUUAUUCUUCUAACUUCUCUUCUGAUGCUGGUGGUGGGAGGAAUUAUUCUGCUCGGAGGGAAAAUGGGGCCAAUCACUUUGCAGAUAGAGGUCCCAUGCCCUCUCCUGUUAAGCCAGUUCCGAAAACAAAAAAUACUGCUCCAGCUCCAGGCCCAAAAGCUUCAACUGGCUCACCAAAUGGGCUAAAAAACCUGCCAAAUGGAAAUUCUACUCAUGGUGGUUCCCCCAAAUCCCCUACGGAUGUUGACAACAAUGUUCAUGAAGGAUUUUCAGCUAUAGUUGUAAAAGUGUCAGGGGCUGCAGCACCUCCUCCUGCUGUUGUGGCAUCUACACCUAGCUUUGGCUCACUGGAUGAUGAGAAGUCUGUGUCAAUGCCUAACCAGAACCCAGUUUCUGCUACAUCUGCCCCUGCUUCAACCGUUCCUUCCUCUGCGUCUGAUCCUACUCUGUCAAAUCAUACUCAAGGAAUCCAAAAAGGUUCUGGUAAUGCUAUUGGUUUAGAGUUGUCCAAAAGUGAAAAAACGGCCCCAAGAUCUGUUAAUUCUAUGCAAAACGGAAAAACUUCAAAUGAUUGCAAGGUGGCUGAAAACUAUGGAGAUAUUAAGCAUGAUGGCUCCUUGGCCCAGAUGCCUUCCAAUAGUGAUAAACAGUCACAGUUAAAGCCUAAUGUUCCUGCCAAAGUGGUCGCACCGGAGGUUGCAACAAAUGCUGUUGAAGCUACUUCUCACUUGCCUCGUGACUUGAGAGCCUCAGUUGCAAAACAUGUUACUUUCCCAAAUCAUAUCCAAGUGCCUGAAGCUUUGAAAAAUGUAUUGACCUUUGGAAGUAUCGAUGCUCCUUUUGGAGUGAGAGUAGACUCUGUUAAGGGUACUGGUGGCGAUAAUUUCUCUAUGGGUGCAGUUGAGUCUUCCCAGGAUACUGAUGAAACUGCUAAAGAACCGUCUCCCAGCAAUAAUAUUGUAUCCGCUUCUGUUCAAGGAGAUUCUGAAAGUUUAGCUGACGCUCUUAAAAACUUACCACCUCUGGAUAAUGUAUCUUCAAGUACAAACUCAAAACUUGAACUGCCGAAACAGGACUUGCAGUUGCCACCAGAAGGUCACCAGAACCCAACAGCUUUAAAUACCCCGACUUAUAGUCUGGGUUUCUUUCCCCCUAUGCUAGGGAGCCAACUUUUACAAGUUGAAGGGCAUGAUAAUCCGGCUCAUGAAACAGCCCGCCUUCCAAGCUUUGUUGGUGACAAUCCUGCUGCUGUGCCUAGCCCAAACUCAACUCCACCCCUGCCAAGCUCGGCAGCUGUCUCUCAGCAGUCCAUUCCUAUGUACAGGCAGACUUAUCCCCCAAAUUUCUACCCAUACGGCCACUAUCUCUCUCCAUAUUAUAUGCCACAUAUGCAGCAGUUCUUAAGUCACAACGGUGGCUUUCCUCCACAGCCUUCUACUGGGAAUGUUUUUCUACCACUGCCACCACCAGGGGCAGCUGCUUCCGGGGUUAAGUAUUCUCUUCCACAUCUCAAGCCUGGUGCCAAUGCUGGAAGUCCAACACAAUACAGUUUUCAAUCUGGUGGUCCAUUUAUCACCACCGCUGGUGGUUAUGUUCCGGGUCCAACAGUUACAUCUGGAAGCUCUGUUGGUAAUGAAGAUCAUGGAGCAUCUCAACCGAAGGAAAAUCAUAUCUACACAACCGGACAGCUGACAGAAGGCUCAUCUGUGUGGAUACCUGCUCCAGGACAAGAUAUAUCCAGCUUGCAGAUGAGUUCCAUGUACAACCUUACUCAGGGGCCGCGUUUCACCUUCUCACCUAUGCAGGCUGGUCACGGUGGCAUGCCUGGGAUGUAUCCACCAGGGCAAACUAUUGUUUCUCCGACAUUUCUGCAACAACAGUCUCCAGCUGUGGCGGGAGCUGCUGAAACGAUAGGACCCCAGUCCGCUCCUUAUCACCAGGCUCAACAAACACAGACAAAUUGGAAUUAGGUAUCAUUUGUUUUGGCAGAAAUACAUGCGAGAGGCGACGAUACAUCUUCCGAGGGUCACGUUUAAACUGGGUAUCUGAUAGCGGGCAUGUUUUGAGUGUAUAUAUGAAAUGCUGCCCAGAAAAUUUUGGAAUACCUGCUUGAGUGACCAUCUGAAGUUGAAAGAAGAUAGGAUGUUUGGGUUUUCCCAGUGCUCAGAUUUUAUCCUUUUUUUUUCUUAGUCUUUUCUUUUUCCUUUUAUAAUUUUAAUUCGAAAAGUAAUAUUUUGGUGGGAAAACUGAGGAGGAUGAUAAGAGUUUAGAGGUGGGUGGGAUUUAUCAAGUUUUCCUUUUCUGAUGUCUCACCUGUAUAUUAUGAUGAUAUAUAUGAUGAUAGCAAGAAAAAUGUCGAAUUAUACGAUUGUAAUUUGUACAUUGAGAAUUGGCUUCUCUAUUUGUUUGGUUGGUUAGAAAUGUGGUGUUUUUAUUUUA